Aspergillus clavatus NRRL 1 is the source of this 594-nucleotide messenger RNA. RefSeq names its product NADH-ubiquinone oxidoreductase 213 kDa subunit. Gene Ontology annotation, biological process: mitochondrial respiratory chain complex I assembly. The record is from RefSeq and is a predicted model, not a curated record. Lineage: Eukaryota; Fungi; Ascomycota; Eurotiomycetes; Eurotiales; Aspergillaceae. The transcript has 4 exons. The coding region runs from base 1 to 594 and encodes 197 amino acids.
AUGGCCUCGCAUCAUGAUGCUCAUCCCUACCAUCCGAAGGAUACGAUUGGCGCGACGAUGAAGACCACCAUGCUCACCGGUGGAGUUGGUCUUUUCGCGUCAGCCGUCCAGAACACCCUCGCCAGAAAGAACGUUGGACCAUGGGGUAUCUUUGUGCGAAGCGGCGGCACAAUCGGUGUUUUCGCGGCCAUGGGUGGUACCUAUGAGUUUGUGAAGAAUGCCUCGGCCAACCUGCGGGAGAAGGACGAUCACUGGAACGUUGCCCUGGGAGGCUUCUUCUCUGGAGCAGUCCUCGGACUUCGUGCCCGGACAUUCCCCGCCAUUCUGGGUUACGGCGCGGCUCUGGCCACGGCCAUGGCCGGUUUUGAUUUCACCGGCGGAAGCUUAUUCGGAUCGAAGAAGUCGACCGAUGUUGAUGAGUUCGACCGUCGCACACAACUCCGGACAGCAUACCAAACCUCCGUAGAGCAGACCUUUGCCGAGCUGGGUGAAGGACGAGGUAUCACCGCUCCCGGAUACGCCGAGAGACGCGCAGAGAGACUCAAGGAGAAAUAUGGCUAUGAGGUUCCCACAUCCGCAGUACCGGCAUCAUGA